Messenger RNA from Rodentolepis nana, 450 nucleotides. The record is from the annotation of a GenBank genome assembly. Lineage: Eukaryota; Metazoa; Platyhelminthes; Cestoda; Cyclophyllidea; Hymenolepididae.
AUGCUUUCCCCACUGGACUUGAGCCUUCAACGACGAUCAACCAUUGUUACCAGUAUUAACGAGAGUGAGUGUUUGAGUAGUCUCGCCCAAGAUACUAUUCCUGUUGCGAAUGUCUCUCAUCAUUCACCCGACAACGAUGAGCGAACUGGUGGAAUUUGCACGGCUUUGGCAUUAGCCGAAUUGGGCUUCUUUUACUGCGCCAAUUGCAAUUACCAUCUGGCAUGCCGAUUGGCUAAUCUAGCUCUGAGAAGAAUAUGCAUGAAAUCCUCUUCUCCCCGAGUUGUGAUUCAGGUCUUACGACUAGUCUGUCAGAUCUGCCUGAUCCAAAGGAAGUUUGUAUUGGGCAAGAAGAUCAUCCAGUUGGUUGCUCAGUUCACCAGCUCUGUUGCUAGCUCUGGAAGCAAAUAUUGCUGGUGUAUGCUGAAGACAAUCAGUGAUGUGGAACCGGAC